This is a messenger RNA of Osmerus eperlanus (European smelt), 3629 nucleotides long. RefSeq names its product histone acetyltransferase KAT7. Lineage: Eukaryota; Metazoa; Chordata; Actinopteri; Osmeriformes; Osmeridae. Bases 162 to 2015 code for a protein of 617 amino acids. The transcript has 15 exons. Gene Ontology annotation, biological process: positive regulation of transcription by RNA polymerase II; negative regulation of DNA-templated transcription. Gene Ontology annotation, cellular component: nucleus; chromatin. Gene Ontology annotation, molecular function: histone acetyltransferase activity; transcription coregulator activity; zinc ion binding. The record is from RefSeq and is a predicted model, not a curated record.
CCCGGAAGUGCAGACAAGGAAAGAUUGUUGCGCAUAGUUGGCCCCUUCGGAACGAUUUUUAAAGCUAAUUUAUUAAAUACGCAUUUCUCUACUGUGUAUAUUUUCACUGCUACUAUCGGUGGGAUACAAUCUUGUAAAAGAAACUCCUGCUGAAGGGAGACAUGCCUCGGAGAAAGAGGAACGCUGGGAGCAGUUCCGAUGGAACGGAAGAUUCGGACUUUUCUGCGGAUCUCGAGCACACGGACAGUUCGGAGAACGACGCUCACAGGCGGAGGAACACGCGCCUCACCCGAGCUUCGUUGCGACUCAGUCAAAGCUCACAAGAUUCCAGCCCUGCCCAGCGAAGCCCACCAACAACCUUGGGCCCAGAGGAGGUGGUGGUCUUUUCUGCCCGCAGAGUGACCCGUAGCCAGCAAGGGGCAUCGGUCGCGCCCAAGAAAUACCCCCUGCGCCAGAAUCGCUCCUCUGGGUCGGACACGGAGCUGCCUGGGGAUCUGACAGAGAGGGACCAGAAGCAGGGUGUGGACCAGGACGAGUCUCCACCCCGUACGCCCACAGGCAACGCCCCCUCGUCUGAGUCGGACAUCGACAUUUCCAGCCCCAACGUCUCUAACGACGAGAACCUGGCGAAGGAGCUGUCACUCAAAGACUCUGGUAGCGACCUCUCCCAUAGGCCCAAGCGGCGGCGCUUUCACGAGAGCUACAAUUUCAACAUGAAGUGUCCCACACCAGGAUGCAACUCCCUGGGCCAUUUGACAGGGAAACACGAGAGACAUUUCUCCAUCUCUGGCUGCCCUCUGUACCAUAACCUCUCUGCCGACGAAUGUAAGGUGAGGGCUACUUCUCGUGACAAACAGGGGGAGGAGAGGACUCUGUCACACAGACAGGAUGAGAAUAGACACUCCACACGCCACCAGGUACAGAUCAAAGCCAAUGCUCCGACCGAUCGCCAGCUGAGGUACAAGGAGAAGGUGACGGAGCUGAGGAAGAAGAGGAACUCUGGCCCUCUCAAGGAGCAGAAGGAGAAGUACCUGGACCACCGUCAGAUCCAUGGGAGCCAGCGUGAGCCCCUCUUGGAGAACAUCACUAGUGAUUACGACCUGGAGCUCUUUCGAAAAGCCCAGGCACGUGCUUCGGAUGAUCUUGAGAAGCUGCGUCUGCAGGGUCAGGUGACGGAGGGCAGCAACAUGAUCAAGACCAUAGUGUUUGGUCGCUACGAGCUGGACACCUGGUACCACUCGCCCUACCCAGAGGAGUACGCCCGCCUGGGCCGCCUCUACAUGUGUGAGUUCUGCCUCAAGUACAUGAAGAGCCAGACCAUCCUGCGCAGACACAUGGCCAAGUGUGUAUGGAAACAUCCUCCCGGAGAUGAGAUCUACCGCAAGAACAACAUCUCUGUCUUCGAGGUUGACGGAAAGAAGAACAAGAUCUACUGCCAAAACCUGUGUCUUCUGGCCAAACUGUUCCUGGACCACAAGACUCUGUACUAUGACGUCGAGCCGUUUCUAUUCUAUGUGAUGACAGAGGCCGACAACACUGGGUGUCACCUGGUUGGAUACUUCUCUAAGGAGAAGAACUCGUUCCUGAACUACAACGUGUCUUGUAUCCUCACCAUGCCUCAGUAUAUGCGACAAGGCUAUGGCAAGAUGCUCAUCGACUUCAGCUACCUGCUGUCAAAGGUUGAGGAGAAAGUUGGCUCUCCAGAGCGUCCCCUGUCUGACCUUGGCCUCAUCAGCUACCGUAGCUAUUGGAAGGAAGUGCUGCUGCGCUACCUCAACAACUUCCAGGGCAAGGAGAUCUCCAUCAAAGAGAUCAGUCAGGAGACAGCGGUCAACCCAGUAGACAUCGUCAGCACUCUGCAGUCUCUCCAGAUGCUAAAGUACUGGAAGGGAAAGCAUCUAGUUUUAAAGAGACAGGACCUUAUUGAUGACUGGAAAGCCAAGGAGACCAAGCGAGGCAGCAGCAAAACCAUCGAUCCCUCAGCCUUAAAAUGGACGCCACCGAAAGGGACAUAGAUUGGCCCACUGUUCUCCGUGCUCCUCACAACACUCUCACUGUAACUUCCCAGACACUCCAGACCAGAGCCUGGAGUUCCCCCUCACAUCAGGAUGGCCUAUUUCACAAACCUGCUCUUCAUCCCUCACUAUAAUGUUACUUUAGAGUUAGUAAUUUACAAUGAUUGUUUGGUGUAAAUUAGGAUAAAAGGAUAUACGUUCUCAACGAAAGCUUAUAAUGCUUUACAGUCACUUUAGUUUCAGUACUCUUAAAGGUAGGUACAUCCUGAUAGUGAGCUGAUUGGAUCCAUACCUGUGCUAUCCAUUGCGCAAGAACCGCUCCAUAGAACAGUGUUACCAUGGUGAACCAGUUAAUAGGCAUGUAGCUAUCUAUAGCUGCCAGUGGACAUUACAUUCUUCCACUUUUAGAGUGAUGUCAGCAGGACAGGAGUUCCCUGGAUGAAAUCGUCAUUCUGUGCAGAUAGCGAAGGGAACCUUGUACCUUACCGACUCACCCUUUGUUUACACUUUCCGCAACUUUUCUUUCCUCUUUUUUGGGGUCUACCUCGUACAUUUUACCACUGUUUUAACUCCUUCGGUUUAAGGCCAGUUUUAUACUUGUUUCAAUAUUUGUUUUAUAUAAAUAUAUUUACAUGAGCCAAGGUCAAACAAGUUGCUUUGUUUGGAUAUAUUUAAGUGAUAAAGAUGAUAUGAUUCAUGUUCGGCAAGACAAAGUUUACUAAAUAGACACAGGACUGGAUCCCGAGCUAUACUGAAAAUAUUUGAAAAGUAUUUAAUAUUGUAAGAUGACAUUAUUUGUGCAGUUUAACGGAGGAACAGACAAACAGGCACACAAGAGAAUAAGCAAUAUUGUAAAAAAUAAUUAUUUCAGUUUUAUGUUCAUACAAAUUAAUUCAAAUGGGUGUAUAAAAAGUACUACGUGCAUAAAAAAAGUAGUGAUACUGAUUCUAUUAACUAUUUCCAGUAAAUGGUUUGUGAUACAGUAGCCUAUAGAUUAAAAUGAUAUUUUUUACAUAUAUUAAUGGAUAUGUAUUGCCUUUAUUUUGUAGUGCUUUAUGUACAUCCAUGAAUGUUGUAUGCCACAAGGCCGUAUGGCUUACACAUCCUUGUGGUAACUGAAGAUAAUGCCUUUACAGAUCACUUUGUCUAAAUUUGCCAUUCAUAACACUAAGCUAUUGGCAACUGUUGAGACCCUUCACUACCGCAUACAUUUCUCAUCUUUUAUUUCCUGUGACUUCCAUCUCCACCCAACCUCUUGGCCACUGCCUUUUAUAUUUGACUUAUUUGCCUUCCAUUGUGCUCUAUAGCCUGUUCUUUCUCAAUGCUUCCUUGUGUACCAUUGGCAGCUAUAGGUACCCACUACAGAUUUGUAUGUGUUUAAUCUGGUGGAAUAUGGAAUAGCACCUUCCUCCAGUGUUCUAUGAAAAAAUAGGAAUUCUAUUCAUUCUAUAAGCUAACAAAGGACAAUUAGACCACUGUAACCUACCUACACACAGUGAGUACUGGUAUAUCUAUAUGAAUGAUGUAGUAGUGCAACACCCAUAUAAUGUUCUGUUGUCCAGCUGCUUUUGUACUUGCUUCCUCUGUCCAAUAAAUACGAAGGGUGGAAAAUAA